Molecule: messenger RNA, 2441 nt
Organism: Biomphalaria glabrata
Lineage: Eukaryota; Metazoa; Mollusca; Gastropoda; Planorbidae
Exons: 8
Coding region: 182-2386 (734 amino acids)
Biological process (GO): small GTPase-mediated signal transduction
Cellular component (GO): cytoplasm
Molecular function (GO): GTPase activator activity
Source: RefSeq, a predicted model, not a curated record
UUGUGGGAAGAGUUGACCUAUAAUCAGAGAGGAGAGCUUCAGCAUCAGAGCGUAGGUCAGGAAAUAAGAUCCAAAUGUAAGAAGUUCUUUGUCCCUAAACUUUCUCCAGCCAAGGCCAUUGCGAAUGAACACAUGGUCUUGCACGUGAGAACUCCGUAUCAAUGUCUCGCUUCGUUACAUCAUGCUAUUUGUACAACUAAAGAAAUGGUUUAUAGCUCAGAAGAGAAAACGCAAAAAAAUCUUAGACACAGUGACAGUGAAAACUGGACUCAGUCGUUCAAGUGAAAGUGUUACCAUGACGACCAAACGUGUUGCUACCUCAUUCGUCAAGGAAUGUGGGUACAUUCCUAUAGUGCUGAUUAAUGGGGCGUCAAUUAUCGAGAAAAAUCUCAAAACCAAAGAUUUGUUUCAAAUCCAAGGAUCAGCUACCAAGAUUAACUUCACCAUUUCCCAACUAGGUAUCUCCAAAGUAUCGCGCAUGAAGAAUCUGUCCGUCCACGACGUUGUUGAGGCCAUGAAGAGCUAUCUCGUCCGACUGCCGGAGCCUCUUCUGCCGGAAGACGUGUGCGACGCAUUGAUCAAGGCCUCUACCGAUGACUACAGCAGCAGGUACAAAGCUAUACUCUCCGACUUCCGGCAGUCUCAGGCGUUCAGUUUCGGCAUUCUUCAUUUUAUGAUGUUGCUGUUUCAAAAGGUGGCCAGUUAUUCAGAGCACAAUUCAAUGGAUGUUCGAAAGCUUGCAACUAUUUUUGUCCUGGACGUCAUUAACCCUCUAAAGAUUGACGACCCAGAGCACGGCAGCUUACUUCAAGAUAAAAUGCAACGCCUGCCCUAUCUAAUUAUGAUUGUAGAAUACAUGAUCAACAAUGUUCACAUCUUCAACAGUAUCUGUCAGUUGAAAGGUCCGGUUUCUCCUUGCAGAGGCUCGUCCAGUAUACGAGUCCAGUCCACACCACCUCGCAGGACAAGAAGCAAAAUGUGUACAGGUUUGGAGAAAGGGACUACAAGUUUUCCUAACCAGACUUUGUCUACUGUAGAAAAGGACCAAGGAGAUUGUCUUACAGAAUCCCAACUCAGAACAGAUGGAGGCACUGGGAAAAAAAGUCUGACUCUCGGGUGUCUGGACCAAAGCGAGGACCCAUCCCUCCAGCGCAAGACCAGCAGCAAAAAGCAGGAAGUUACUUGUGGAGACGCCAGCCCCCAAGAUCUUGUGUGUGUAAAGAGCAAGGUAGAUGCCGACGUAGGUACAAGCCCCAUGGAGGCCACCCCUGCUUUCACCUGGAGAACAAAACCCUCUCCCCGAAAAAUGAGCGCCAAGAACAACAAGCGUUUCACGUCCCCUUCGCCAAAAGUCAGAAGGACGUCCAUUAACAAGGGCGAUGGCCACGCAGAGGCCAAACUGAUGCGAUCGACAGACAAAAAGGCGUUCUGCAAACUAAGGGCGGCGUCGGGGGGACCGGAAAUGAGGAAGAAACGCAAGUCAAGGCCCAUUCAAAGAGUGGAGCAGGCGGCUAAAAUGAAAGGCCGCAGCCGUAGCCAAGACUCGGCCUACGCGGUGUUUCAGGCUGAUGAAGAAAUGUGCCCUUGGAACGACCUCGGCAUCAUCAGCGACGACACGAGCGUCAUGAGCAAGACCAUCAAGUAUCCCAGAAUUAUGCCCCUUACCACGGAGAGAAGCAAAAGCAAGCAGACUAAAUCAAGCAAACAGCAACACUGGCGCUGUAAAUAUGUCAACUCUGACAAUUUAAUGAUGCUAGAAUCCGCCGCCGACAAAAUUAAGCAACCCUCCCCCCUCUCUGUCGCCUACGAGCCUUCCGUCGCCUACGAGCCUUCCGUCGUUUCCUCGCCUAGCCGGGCAGACAGAUGCAUUUCGCUGUCUCAUAGCGUGAAAAUCACCAAAGAUAGGGCGGAGACACACAAGAUCGAAUACUACAGCCUGCUCCAAGCAGACGUGGAACCGCAAGCACCGGGGAAUACGGUACCACCCAAUCAGAUCAGCGCGAGAAUCACUCGAGCCGGAAUAGCCGCUUACAAAUCUGUAUCCUCCAGGGCAGUGUCCCAGGAUGUCAAGGAUGACGCCGCUUUCUCGGACGUGAAAAUUACGACGGCCGCGCUCACCCAGGGCGACCAGAGUCUUAAAGCCAUUCAAGAAAAAGCCCCAGCCGUGACUCCAAAGGUUAAGGCCGUUCAGAACCACAGAAAAGUCUCGAGCGACUUACGUCAGCGCCAGGGUAACGUGCGCACGCCUUACCAAACUAGGGAGUGUCUCCAGGAGAAAAGAUUUUUUGGCUCAAGGGCAAUAGACGUUAUACUUUUAUGUGUAACAGUACUGUUUACAUGUGCAUUGUUUUAUUAUCAACUCACCAACAAACUUUUUCAACUCUGAAGACAAUGGCUGCCAAUGUAAUACAGUCAUAAAUAAAUAAUGUCGUCACAAAGAG